This is a messenger RNA of Vitrella brassicaformis, 3770 nucleotides long. NCBI's taxonomy places the organism in Eukaryota, Vitrellaceae. The record is from the annotation of a GenBank genome assembly.
CGAGAAAUGACAAGCUGCCAUCCCCUCAGGCUGGGCCUCAGCUGAUGCUGACGAUGACCAUCUCUUGUCCCGUCCAGCCACUAACACACCCCGCCGCCGCCUGAGCACAUCGCGAUGAAGCAGCGUUCACCGAUGAGGGACCUCGGCGUCCCGCUGCUUGCCCAUCAUCAAGAUCCCCAUGUGUCGGCUGCAGUCCGCUCCUCGUCCACGACGCGUGCCGGCGGCCCAGCGCCAUACAGCACCAUGGCGGUGCGUGAGGCCAGGGGUGCCGAUGUGGCAAUCAACACAAACACCACGGUGACCGGCGGCAGCAGCGGGAGCGUUGGCUUCAAGACGCACCGGUAUCCGUGGCUGGACCUGUACAGAGGGCUGUUGUGUGUGGUCAUGGCCUGGGAGUGCGCCAUUGUCUUCCUCGAGAGCGUUGCCGAGGCCGCCAGCGGAGAGGAAAACUGGACAGGUCAGACAGACAGACAGACAGACAGACAGAUGGACAGACGAGGGAAGUGCAGCGCGUGUGGGUGUGGGUGUGUUGUGUGUGUUGGUGGUGUGUGUUUGCAGGUGCGCUGACGGAUUACAACGACGAUAUAGGUUACUUUGUGGCCCGGCAAGUGAGCAUGGUGUGCGCGCCUGGCUUCUUUUUCUGUAUGGGCGUCUCCAUGACGCUCUUCGCCAUGCACAGAAGAGAAAAGGGAUGGAACAGACUCAGGGUAGGGAGGGAGGGACGGACGCACGCACGCCGGCCCGCGGCACUCAGACAGACAGACAGACGCACACCACCACCAACGGACAAACAGCAGCUCUCAUGCAUAUCUGUCGCAUCGCUUCGCAUCGCGUGUGUGUGUGAGUGUCUGCAGAUAGCUCGUCAUUUUGUGGUCCGCGGCGUGUUGUUCCUGCUGCUAGAUCGGGUGGUGUCGGUCAUCAUCGCCUCAGACCUCAUCGCCAAGCAGCCCUUCUCGCCUCCCCCCACACCAUCAUCCCCACCGCCCUCCCCUCCCGAGCCCUUUCCGCCGUCGGCCAUCGAGCGGUACCGGCAGAUCACCGCGGCCCACGGCAUCUUUCCCUCCCUUCUCAUCGGCUUCUACCAGCCCCUCACCGCACUCGGCGUCUCUUGUGUCCUUGUGGGCCUGCUCAUGCCCGUCAUAAUGGCCACAGCGCAGCAGCGGCUCAAGACACCGUUGGCGAGCUACCCGCCGCAGCUCAGGAAGAGGCGGCUUGGGAGGGGGUGGGCGGCCGUGAGGCGGCGGCUGCUCGAGUUUGUCAAUUUUGCUGUGGGGCAGGCGCUGGCCGUGUCGCUGGGGAUGGCGUGCAUCAUCGUCUCGAGUGUGGUGGUGGGUCUGGCACAGACGCACCACCACACCACUGGGGCGUGGCCUGGCUAUGGCGCCGUUGCGACAUCGGCGCAUGAGAUCGUCCUGAGGCUACUGGUCUUUCCCGGACGGUGAGCGAGUCAGUCCGUAUGCAUCAACGGCGCUCUCUCUGUGUGUGUGCGUGUCUGUGUGUAGGUGGCUGUACGGCUCGUUCGAUUACUGCAUUCUGCCCUGGAUCGGCCUCACUCUCUUCGGCGUGGCUGCUGGUGGGUCAAGGAGGGGAGGAGAGGGGACACUGAAGCAGCCCCUCUCUGUCGUCUAACCAACCAACCGGUGUGUAUGUUAUGUGUAGGUGUUGAGAUGCGCGAGGAUGUGCGCGGUGCCCAGGUGCGGUGUCUGGUCAACGCCCUGCUGUCAGCCAUGUGCUUCUUGAUGCUGCGCACGCUCGGAGGCGCUUUCGGCAACCUCAGGGGCUGGCCGAGAGGCGAGCACGCCGGGCCCAUGAGGGGGUUCCUCACUUUCAGCAAGUACCCACCGUCUCUCUCCUACUUACUGCUCACCCUUGCCGUCAACUUGCUGCUUAUCGCUAUCGCUAUCGCUGUCGAUACUCUGCUUACACCCAGUAAGAGCUCAGCAACGAGGGAAGGACACUCCACGUGACUGACGUGCCACACACACAGACGGAGCGCUGCAUUCAUUGUGUGUGUAUCAAAUCAAAUCGGUGUGUGUGUUUUGAUUGCAGAGUUGCGGCCGCGUCCGAUAGUGCCUGGUUCAGUCGCGCAGCCCCAGUCCAGGGACAUUGGCUUCCAGCCGCACCAGUCGUCGGCCGCCUCGUCAGCCUUUUACCCUCCGUACCCCUACGGGCUGCCCCUCCCCGUGCCCCUGCCCCCCUCCUCCAUCGACACCCUCCCCCCCGGACACACACACAUGCACAUGACCACCAUGGCCACCAUGACCAGCACCACCAGCAGCAGCAGCACCGGCAGCAGCUCUGCCUACACCCACAUGGCCCACCUGGCAUCCACCAGCAGCACCGUCCCCACCGAGUCGAUGAGCGACGGCUAUUUCGGCAAGAAAAAGGACUAUGGCUGGGGAUCCUACCCCUCCAUGGCUGGUGCUGGUGGUGCGGACGUCGGCAGGAGUCUCAGCGCGGAGGCGGCCAACGCCACGCCGACCCGACUGCGCGAGCAGCGCCCGCGGCGCGGGAAGACCUGGGGCUUGUGGUGGCAGAGACAGGGCGGGCGGCUGGUGUCCCCUCUUGUCAACUACGGCAGGGCGCCCUUGUUCUUCUACGGCGUCCAGCUGGCUGCUCUGGGGGUGUUCGGGAUAGUGCUGCGGCUGGUGUGGCGGGUGGACGGGCUUCCUCUGGCGUGGGUGUGGGUGCCCUGGGUGGUCCUGCUGGUGGGGCUGCAUUUUGCGGCCAAGGCCUACAGCCAAUGGAAGCUGCGCAGCCCACUGGUGUCUUGGAGACACCUCCUGUGAGUGAGGCAGCCAGCGCAUUGCAUUUAGCGCCGUCCGUUGGCUGUGCAGUACAUGGGGAGGGAGGGCGCGGUUGCGUUGUGUGUGUGUGAGUUAGUCUCAUGAGGGGGUGGGUGGGUUGAGUGGCCGGACCGGACAGACCCCCCUCUCUCUCUCUCUCUCUCUGUGUGUGUGUGUGUGUCUUGUUUGUGUCAAGGUGCUUGCAUCGGCAAGCGCGGCGCAGUCUCAUUCUCUCGUCCGCUUCCCCCCCUUCUCCCGUCAGUUUUCUUCUCUCUCGUCCGUCCGUCCGUCCGUCCGUCUGUCCGUCUGUCCGUCUGUGUGUCUGUCAGUUUGUAUGAGUUGGUCCCUCCCUCUAUGGUGUGGUUGUUGGUGUGUUAUAUAUAGAGAGACCCAACCCACAUGCACCCACAGCUAGGGGCGGAAAGGACGGCCGGCCGGCCGUCCGCAGUACAUUCAUUCAUUACAUGACAUAUAUGAACGAUGCUACAGUCUACGGUAGGUACGCCGCUACAGUACCUGCGGUACGGUGCGCACAGUGGCGUACCUGCCGCCUCGUUUGUCUGUUGUUUCUCUUAUAAAUACAUAUAGAAAGAACGACCAGCACGGCUCGCACAAGGCAAGGAUGUCUGGCGUGGCGGCCUGCCUACCUGCCUACCUGCCUGCCUGCCUGCCUGUCAGUCAGUCAGUCAGUCAGUCUGCGCGAGUCCGUCACUGAGUGUGUGUGCGUGUGAGUGAGUGAGCUGGUGUGUUGUGAGGUGGGUUUUCAUGAUUACUCGACUGGAUACCAUACAGGCAGGGAGGUGGGGUGUGCGCCUGAACAGAGAGCUAGCCAGUGGCCGGCACUGACAUGCAACCAAUCAAGCAAAUCACAUCAGUGGAUGGCUGCAGGCCGGCCUUUCAACGUGGCGGGCCUGCAGCGGGCCGGGCUGGGGGAGGGGGAUGCACUAAUCUGCCGUGCCGUGGCGCGGCGUGUGUUUACUAGAG